AUGUCUAGACGAUGGGUUCUUACGGGCCAGAAGGGCUUUGAAGAAUCUUUGAAGUACGAAGAGAACGUGGAAUUGUCGCCGGAACCGGGCGCACACGAGGUUUUGGUUGAGCUGCACGCCGCCAGCCUCAACUAUCGCGAAAUUGUCCUCGCCAAUGUUGAGAAUGGCCCGGCAGGCCAGAUAGCCCCCAAUGUCGUUCCCGGAUCGGAUGGUGCGGGCAUAGUGAAGGCCGUGGGGUCAGAUGUGACGGCAUUCAAAGAAGGAGAUCGUGUCAUUGCUCAUUUGGCUCCUGGACUGGUCGAAUCUGACGGCGAUGAUGAAGCACCUGCCUACCCGAAUAUCGCAGCCGGCCUAGGACAAGCGGUUGAUGGGACUCUGCGAUCAGAGGGCAUCUUUUCCGAGUUCGCUCUCGUUCACGCCCCUGAGUCGCUUGGAUGGCUCGAAGCUGCCACGCUGACAUGCAGCGGAUUGACGGCAUGGAACUCCCUCUUUGGUCUCAAGGGGAGGGCAGUCGGACCUGGAGACUGGGUUCUUGUCCAAGGAACUGGGGGCGUGAGUAUUGCCGCCCUGCAGUUUGCUGUUGCAGCUGGUGCUGUUGUGGUUGCGACGACGUCGUCAGAAGAAAAGGCGGCGCGACUCAUGACACUUGGUGCAAAACACACGGUCAACUAUCGAUCAAACCCCGAUGGUUGGGGACAAGAAGCCAAAAAGUUCACCCCAAAAGGGAAAGGGUUCGACAUGGUUGUCGAUAUCGGCGGUGAUUCGACCCUCGCUCAAUCAUUGUCAGCAGUGCGUACCGACGGCAUCGUGGCCUCAGCGGGCCUGUUAGGUACGGCUGAUAAACCGGUUCCCCUUCUUUCGGUUCUGGGACAUGCUUGCACUGUUCGAGGUCUGCUUCUCGGCAGCAGGAGUCAGUUCCGGGACAUGGUGCGCUUUGUUGAUGAGAGGAAAGUCGUCCCUGCAGUAGAUGACGUGGUAUUCGAACUGAGUCAGGCUAAGGAUGCAUACAAGCGAUUGCACGAGCAGAAGCACUUCUCAAAGGUGAUAAUUCGGAUUGAUCACUAG
Molecule: messenger RNA, 1065 nt
Organism: Ilyonectria robusta
Lineage: Eukaryota; Fungi; Ascomycota; Sordariomycetes; Hypocreales; Nectriaceae
Product: putative zinc-containing alcohol dehydrogenase
Exons: 2
Coding region: 1-1065 (354 amino acids)
Molecular function (GO): oxidoreductase activity
Source: RefSeq, a predicted model, not a curated record